This is a messenger RNA of Drosophila persimilis, 1029 nucleotides long. It is a transcript of the gene dmrt93B, whose product is annotated as doublesex- and mab-3-related transcription factor A2. Gene Ontology annotation, biological process: regulation of transcription by RNA polymerase II; sex differentiation. NCBI's taxonomy places the organism in Eukaryota, Metazoa, Arthropoda, Insecta, Diptera, Drosophilidae. Gene Ontology annotation, molecular function: RNA polymerase II cis-regulatory region sequence-specific DNA binding; DNA-binding transcription factor activity, RNA polymerase II-specific. The coding region runs from base 55 to 1029 and encodes 324 amino acids. The transcript has 3 exons. The record is from RefSeq and is a predicted model, not a curated record. Gene Ontology annotation, cellular component: nucleus.
UUGGUCAAUUAUCAGUUUUAAUUGAGUCUUUUCCUUUCACGGCUACGAAACACCAUGGCCAGUGUCAAUGAUGAUUCUAUUAGUGAGGUGCCCAGCAAGCGUUCUCGUUUAGCAGGCUCAAGCUCCAAAAGUCUUAAAAUAGUAGAGUCCCCGCAGCCCAAGGUCGCGAAUCGAGUCCCCAAGUGCGCCCGCUGUCGUAAUCAUGGCAUUAUAUCGGAACUGAGAGGCCACAAGAAGCUCUGCACCUAUAAGAACUGCAAGUGUGCCAAGUGUGUCCUGAUCUUCGAGAGGCAACGCAUAAUGGCGGCUCAGGUCGCCCUGAAGCGCCAACAGGCGGUGGAGGAUGCGAUUGCCAUGCGUCUGGUGGCCAACAAAACGGGACGCUCCAUCGAUGCCCUGCCGCCGGGCAACAUCUUUGGCCUGACCGUCACGCAGCCCAGUUCUCCCCAGCAACUGAAGGAAGAUGAACAUCUGGAGAAGCAACCAAUGACGGUAGAAAGGCAGCAACAGCAGCAGGAGGAACUGUGUGAGCCGCCGGCGGUGGCCCAGGAUUUGAGUGCUACCCGACGGGAGAAUGUCUCGCAGACGGCCAUCGAUAUGCUGGCGCAGCUUUUUCCUCAAAGGAAACGAUCUGUCCUGGAGCUGGUGCUGAAACGCUGCGAUCUCGACCUGAUACGGGCCAUAGAGAAUGUCUCUCCAGCAGCAGCGACAGCUUCCAUGGAGGUAUCCAAAUCCCUACUGCCAAUGGCAGAUACUUCAAUGCAAAGCCUACAGCUGGCCAUGCCCCAAAGGAGCAGCGCCUUCAGGCCGGUCAUAGCAGAUCAGUACCCAAGCAAACCACUGAUGGAGCUGAAGCCCCCAAGUGCCGCAUUUGGUAGCAACCCGUCAGCAGCAGCUGCGGCCAUUUGUGCCUACCCCAAAUGGUUUGUGCCGCUCUCCUUUCCGGUCACCAUGGGGCACCUAUCGAACCUGGCACCACGCUGCACGCUGCCGAAUUGCGCCUGCCUCGACAGCUACCAGUUCCACUAG